CCGGCCCAUGCCGCGGAGCCCCCGGUUCGGGACCAGGACGCUGACACAUCCAUCCAGGCCCCGAUCUGGGCACCAGGAGAGGCCUCGGUGGGGUCAUGGAGACGGAGAGUGAACCAAACUCCAGCCCCACCCCCGGGGCUUCCGGUUCUGGGGGCUCCUCCCGCCCCCAGAUCGCCCAGAUGUCGCUGUAUGAGCGUCAGGCGGUGCAGGCUCUUCAAGCCCUGCAGCGGCAGCCCAAUGCAGCCCAGUACUUCCACCAGUUCAUGCUGCAGCAGCAGCUCAGCAAUGCCCAGCUCCACAGCCUGGCUGCUGUCCAGCAGGCCACAAUUGCUGCCAGUCGGCAAGCCAGCUCCCCCAACCCUCCCCAGCAGACCCCCACCACGCAGGCUUCGAUCAAUCUGGCCACCACGUCGGCCGCCCAGCUCAUCAGCCGAUCCCAAAGCGUCAGCUCUCCCAGUGCCACCACCCUGACCCAGUCCGUGCUGCUGGGAAACCCGUCUUCGCCCCCACUCAACCAGACCCAGGCCCAGAUGUACCUACGGCCUCAGCUGGGGAGCCUUCUGCAGGUGAACCGGACCCUGGGCCGGAACGUCCCCCUGGCCUCCCAGCUCAUCCUGAUGCCCAACGGGGCCGUGGCCGCCGUUCAGCAGGAGGUGCCUCCGGCCCCGUCUCCUGGGGUCCAUGCUGACACGGACCAGGUACAGAACCUAGCGGUCCGGACCCAGCAGGCCUCGGCCCCCAGCGCCCCCAUGUCCGGCCCCACCCAAAAGACCCCUCCCACCGCUGCCCCCCCAGCCUCGGGGCUGGCCCAGGCCUCCACCCAGGCUCUGGCCGUGGCCCACGCCACCUCCGGGGGAGCCGGCCAGUCGCUGAACCUCAGCCAGGCCGGAGGAACCGGGGGACCCGGAGGGCCGGGGGCUGCUGGCGGGAGUGGGGUCCCGGGCCCGCUGGGUCCCGGGGGGCUGGGGGGAAGCUGCCCGCGGAAGGGCACGGGCGUGGUGCAGCCGCUCCCCGCGGCCCAGGCGGUGACCGUCAGCCAGGGCAGCCAGACGGAGGCCGAGAGCGCGGCCACCAAGAAGGCGGAGGCGGAGGGGACCGGGCCCCAGAGCGUCGGCAUGAACCUGACCCGCACCUCUGCACCGGCUCCCGGGCAGACCCUCAUCAGCUCAGCCACCUACACGCAGAUUCAGCCACACUCGCUGAUCCAGCAGCAGCAGCAGAUCCACCUGCAACAGAAGCAGGUGGUGAUCCAGCAGCAGAUCGCCAUCCACCACCAGCAGCAGUUCCAGCACCGCCAGUCGCAGCUGCUGCACACGGCUACUCACCUGCAGCUGGCGCAGCCGCCGCCCCCGCAGCCGGCCCCGCCGCCCCCACCCCAGCCAGCCCAGACCCUGGUGGUCCAGCCCAUGCUGCAGACCCAGCCCCCAGACGGGGCCUCCAGGCCAACACCCCCUGGAGGGUCUAAGGCACCCCUUCCCCCAGGGCCGGUCAAGAUGGCAGCCGCCCAGCAACCGCCGCCCCACAUCCCGGUGCAGGUGCUGGGCGGCCGCCCGCCGGGCACGGCCCAGGCGCAGGCCCUGGGCAUGGCUCAGCUGGCUGUGCCCGCCGUCCGGGGCCUGCCGGGGGCGGUUCAGCCCGGAGGCCCCUCCCCGCCCUCCUCUCAGGGCUCCGGGCCCCCCGUUGACGGGGCCUCGGCUCCCGGCGUGAACGUGGUGCCCGUGCCCGGGACCGCGCACGUGCUGAAGGGCCCGGCUGCCUCCUCGCCGCCCGCCGUCGCCCAGGUGCCUGCCGCCUUCUACAUGCAGCCCGUUCCACUGCAGGGCAAGCAGCAGACCCUGGCGGUCAAACGCAAGGCUGAGGCGGAAGACGAGCGGGAGGAGGCGGUGGUGCCCGCGGGCAUCGUGCUUCCCAGCAAGGUCUCGCCUGUGGCCCAGAGUCCCCUGGCCAUGGAGGAGAAGGGGACCUUCCCCGAGAAAGCUGAGCUGGGGGCUGUGGCCGCCCCCAGUCACAGUGACCUGCCCGCCCCACCGCCUGCUCCGCUACCCGCUGCGCCCCCAACGCUGGCCAUGGUGUUGCGCCAGCCUGGAGAUUCCAAGCCGCCGCAGGCCAUUGUGAAGCCUCAGAUCCUGACCCACAUCAUCGAGGGCUUUGUCAUCCAGGAGGGGGCAGAGCCAUUCCCGGUGAGCUGCUCCCAGCUGCUCAAAGAGACCGAGAAGCCUCUGCAGGGGGACGUCUCUUCAGCGCCGAACGAGAAUCAGUCUGGGGGUCCCCUGGCCGGGGAAGACCUGACUCCAGAACUGGAUAAGAAAGCGGCGGAUCUGCUCCAGUGUGAGUACUGUGGGAACUACGCCCCAGCCGACCAGUUCCGUGGCUCCAAGAGGUUCUGUUCCAUGACGUGUGCCAAGAGAUACAAUGUGAGCUGCAGCCACCAGUUCCGGCUGAAGCGGAAGAAGAUGAAGGAGUUCCAGGAGGCCGGCUACGCCCGCGUACGUCGGCGCGGUCCCCGCCGUGGCUCUUCGGACCUCGCCCGGGCCAAGAUCCAGGGCAAACGCCACCGGGGUCAGGAGGACUCCAGCCGCGGCUCCGACAACUCCAGCUAUGACGAAGCCUUGUCGCCGACGUCGCCCGGGCCCCUGUCGACCAGGACCGGACACGGGGAGCGCGAUCUGGGUGGCACCGGCACGGCCCCCCCGACGCCGGAGCUGCAUGGCAUCAAUCCCGUGUUCCUGUCCAGCAACCCCAGCCGCUGGGGCGUGGAGGAGGUGUUCGCCUUCAUAGCUUCCUUACAAGGCUGCCAGGAGAUCGCGGAGGAGUUCCGCUCGCAGGAGAUCGACGGACAGGCCCUGCUGUUGCUCAAGGAGGAACACCUCAUGAGUGCCAUGAACAUCAAGCUGGGCCCGGCCCUCAAGAUCUGCGCCAAGAUCAAUGUCCUCAAGGAGACCUAGCAGGGGCCUAGACAAUGGCCGCCGCCCACCUCGACGGGCACUCUGAGAGAACGGGAGCGGAGACGCUCUGCCCCUCCACCCCGGACCUGGGUUUCCAGCGCAGGCAGGCAAAAAUUGGGGGUUGGGGGGGGGCCCUGCCUGCACCGGUCCUGACCCUGCCCUGGGGCAGAGCGGCCUGUUUCCUUCCUGGCCGGCCCCUCCUCCCCAAGCCGGGCCAGAGGAAAGGGGAAAGAUGAGGCCCGGGAGGGCUGCCUGCGAUCCUGCUGGCUCAGCCUGGCUGCCCCUGGGGCAGGGGCUCUGUGAGGGGGUGGAGGUGCAGCUGCCCGGCCCACAUCUCCUCCUUCCCUCCCAUCCCUUCCCGACCUCCCACCCCGUCCUCUGAGCUCCGCGUGGGCCUCGGGCACUCGGACCUGCCUCGGCCCUUGAGCCUUGUCCAACAAAAAUAUCCCAUAUUUUUUCUUCCUCAAUAAAAGGAUGAAAACCA
Messenger RNA from Tachyglossus aculeatus (Australian echidna), 3429 nucleotides. It is a transcript of the gene PHC1, whose product is annotated as polyhomeotic homolog 1. The record is from RefSeq and is a predicted model, not a curated record. Gene Ontology annotation, cellular component: PRC1 complex; nucleus. Gene Ontology annotation, molecular function: zinc ion binding; protein binding. The transcript is spliced from 15 exons. Lineage: Eukaryota; Metazoa; Chordata; Mammalia; Monotremata; Tachyglossidae. The coding region runs from base 96 to 2945 and encodes 949 amino acids.